AUGAAUUUUGUUUUUUUAAUAACUUAUAACAGCGAUAAACGAAGACUAAGUUUCGUAAUUACAACUUGUGUCCGAACUUGUCAGUUAGCUGGAAAGACCUUUACAAGGUCAUUCGCAGCCAAUCGAGUUCGUCGUAUUAGUAGUAUCAUAGGUGACUUCUUUAAAAAACAAAAAAAUAUUGAAUCUAGGAGACGCAGGAACGAAUGUAAAUCAUACUCUGUGAAAUCCUCAUUUUGGUAA
This is a messenger RNA of Schistosoma bovis, 240 nucleotides long. NCBI's taxonomy places the organism in Eukaryota, Metazoa, Platyhelminthes, Trematoda, Strigeidida, Schistosomatidae. The record is from the annotation of a GenBank genome assembly.